This is a messenger RNA of Lottia gigantea (owl limpet), 783 nucleotides long. RefSeq lists its product as hypothetical. Lineage: Eukaryota; Metazoa; Mollusca; Gastropoda; Lottiidae. Gene Ontology annotation, molecular function: metal ion binding. The record is from RefSeq and is a predicted model, not a curated record. Bases 1 to 783 code for a protein of 260 amino acids. The transcript is spliced from 7 exons.
AUGACAAGUGCGGUUCCACCCGGAAAGAAGGCCGCAUUAUGCCGAUAUUUUAUGAACUCGGGUGUCUGUGCCUACGGCGACGAAUGUCAGUUUUUACAUGGACAUCCAAAUCCAGGUUCGAUGCCAAACUCGUUCUCUGGCACACCGAAUGGUGUUCCGGAAAAUCCAGGAAUGACAGAUAGCUUAGCAAAUAGCGGUGAUCAAUAUUUUAAUGCCACGUUCUGUUCAGCUCCGAACUCGGUUCAAGAAUUCCAACAAUUUUCCAGUGGUCGUCCAAGACCCAGAUCUCGGAACAGUAUGCUUGGAUCCCUUUCCCAGAACGCGAAACCCUUUGUGCCUACACCUGCCAACGAUCAAGGUAUAGCCAAUGAUUUUGCUGCUUUAAAUUUAGCAGCUGCUAAUAUUCCAAAUAAGGUUCCUAAUGAUUUUUCUCCAAAAUCUGGUACGAAUAAUUCACUGUCACAUAGUGCUAGUACUCCAUCAUUCUCUACAUAUAGUAAUAUAAUAUCUACUGCCAAUACUAUCACACCAACCACAUCAAAUCAUAUCAAUCAUAUGAUCUAUUCAUCUAAUGUUAGUCCAAGCCCGAGUCCUGGAAUAUCACCAACUAAUUCUCCUCUAAUGUUACGUCGUACAGCAUCUCCUGUCACUCCUCUCCGUCAAACUACUAUCCCUCAGAAAUCAGCCAAUACUAUUCAGGAAAAUGUUGGUGGUACGACUUAUUUCUAUUCACCUGAUGAUUUCUCACCUCAACAUCAAGGAGUUGAUAUGGAUGGGGUGUAG